UGCAUCAACUGCCAAGGAGCCAGCAGAUGAUGUAGGAGUCAACAAAUCUGAGCAAGCACAGCAUUUAACACUUCCCCUGUGUACCCUUACCCUGGUCCCGUUGCUACCCACCGAAUUUAACCCUUUUUAGCAGGGAACACGCCCAAUACAUCAGAACAGCAGCUUGCUCCAUGCCAACAUACCACCAUAAACGCAACAGCAGCAGGGGGCAGGAGAGAAAAGAGCUCCUGCCUCCGUAGGCUAGCUGUAGGUCUCCCUCCCCCCUUGCAUCCCUACACAUCUCCCUUACCCUAAGCGCGCAUCUGCUCGCGCUCUUGGGACGGCAAGGCAAUGAGCGAGCAGGACGCGCAGCACGUCGGCGGCAGCCCCCCGGACACGGCCAUCGAGUCGUUCUCGCAGCUCCCCUUCGUCCGCCCCAAGCCGCCGCAGCCGGCGGCGUCCUCUUCCAGCCCCUCGCCGAUCCGGCUGUUCGGCUUCGACGUCCCGCCCGACGCCGCCACGCCCUCCACCGCGACCAGCGAUGCCGCCGCGGCCACCGCCACCGCGGCGAGCCAGGCGGCGGGAUCGGGCGCGGGCGCGGGUGACGGCGGCGGUGGCGGCGGAGGGCGCAAGUUCGAGUGCCACUACUGCUGCCGGAACUUCCCGACGUCGCAGGCCCUGGGUGGGCACCAGAACGCGCACAAGCGGGAGCGGCAGCACGCGAAGCGGGCGCAGUACCAGAGCGCCAUGGCCAUGCACCACCACGCCCACUACCCCGGCCACCCCCACGCGUACCCGGCCUUCACCAGCUACCACCACCGCUUUGGCAUGGCGCGCUACGAGCCCCCGCCGGGGCCGCCGCCGCACUACCCCUCGUGGUCCAGCCACCUCCCGCAGGCUGCUCCGCCCGUGGUUCCGAGGUACUACGCCGGGGCCGGCUCCCUGUCGCAGCCGAUCAACGGCAGCCCGGUGCCGGCUGCCGCGCUCUGGCGGGUCCCGGCCGUCACCGUGGCUGCGCCGCUGGCACGCCAAGAGCGGCCGGCGCCGCUGUCCUUGCCCGGACGUGAGGAGGAGGCAAUGGUCGCAGGAGCAAGAAGAGGGAACGUAGCGGCAGGACAGGGCGGCUCGCGAUUGUCCCUGUCUUCCUCGUCCUCCUCGUCCACCUCGUCGCAGCAUGAACGCCGCCGGGGAGAUGCUGCUGGGAACAGAGAGAAUGUGAGUCUGGAUCUCACCUUGUAAUUCUAUAGCUAGAGAGGGAAGAAUGGGUGUGAUCAUUUAGCGGGUUCGUUGAGAACUUGAGAUGGAGAAAAAAAAAACUCUUCUUUAGCUCUUGGAAUUUGUUUAUUUAGGUAACGGCGCUCAGUUGAGAGAUUCAUUUGUUCGACUUUGUCUAAUUCGUGCCUUUCGAUUUCUUUAUGAGAAAUGGGAGACAAAUGAUGGAAGAAAAAACUUGGGAGAGAUCGAGCGUGAAAA
Molecule: messenger RNA, 1452 nt
Organism: Setaria italica (foxtail millet)
Lineage: Eukaryota; Viridiplantae; Streptophyta; Magnoliopsida; Poales; Poaceae
Product: zinc finger protein 8
Exons: 1
Coding region: 331-1218 (295 amino acids)
Biological process (GO): trichome differentiation; response to gibberellin; trichome morphogenesis
Molecular function (GO): DNA-binding transcription factor activity
Source: RefSeq, a predicted model, not a curated record